GGUGUUGCCAGAUAUAACCUAAAGCGCAGUGAGGUAAUUUGGCAACCGCGAAUGAAGAGUUAGAAAAAAAAUAACAGUAUGAAGGAAAGAUAAUGUCAUAUGCUUUUUCAAGAGCUCAAGAAAAUUCUUUACGUCUACAGAGCCAUGUUAUCGUCAACGCUACUCGACUUCAUUUAGGAGGAAUAAUCAGGAAAAUUGUUGUACCGUGGACUUUAAAUUCUUAUUUGUGAUUCAUAUGCGUUUCCAUACAAGCCGCAAGUGUUUGUCGUGAGAGACAUGGCUGAACUACCACCCAGGAAGAAUGCAACUCCUACAAAGCUGACCAAAUUGUUGAUCUCCCCUCUGAAGGUUCUACUGCAGAUGGGUUUUCCGAAGCACAGAGCUGAGAAAGCCCUUGCUGCAACUGGCUAUAGAAAUGUUCAACUAGCAUCGGAUUGGUUGCUGGCCCACGUAAAUGACCCAACUUUAGAUGACCUACAACCAAGAGAAUAUCUUCUUUACCUAUGCCCGUCUGGUUUACUGCAAAGUCAGCUGCAGGAAUUUUGGGCCAGAUCGGCAGAAGAAUGUGGUAGAAAUGGCGCCCAUGAGUUCCUACCCCAUGUCACUCUAGUUCCCCCCUUUAAGGUACCUGAUAGUGCUGUUCCCAGUAUUGUGAGCCUUCUGGAAAGGAUUGCUGAGCAUGAAAAUCAACCCAUUCCUGAAUUGAGGCUAGAAACUUAUAUUUCCCAAAAUUUUAUGGGUUUCUUCCUCAAUCAAGAUUCCGCUGAAGUCAUUAAAGUCGUGGCGUCCCGGUUUGCCAGAGAAUUAGCUCAAAUAAACAUUGCAGCAGAGGCCCACACGCAAGCUUUGCACUUGACAUUGGCUUACAAUUUUCCUUCUGGUCAAUACAGUACGCUAGAAUAUCUAGUAAGAAACAUAAACCCCAACACCGACGCUUCCCACUGGCAACUGCGUCUAUAUUCCAGAGAUAUCCGCCUGUCCGGGAAGAAGGUGUACAAGGUCAUCUUCCCGCACGUUCCACGAGAAACUGACGAGUUGGAACUGCUUCUAGGUGAUUUCGUUUAUGUCGAUCCGGAAGCAUGUAAUAAUUCCAUAGACGGAUGGAUAGAAGGCAUCUCUUGGCUUACUGGUUGUUCGGGUUUCUUACCAAAAAACUACGUUGAAAAAACGGCCGAAUCAGACGCUUGGACCCUACACAAGAGCGUAGAACUGAAUCUAUCCGCUGAUGAACUGGACGAAAUAGACGGCGUGUCAGCAUCGAGUGAUCAAGCCCUCAGACUGUUGAAUCAAAUGUCACCGGAAUUGGGCUGCAACAAUGACACAAAUUCGCACAGGGAUCAGCCAACUAGCACAAGAGUAGUUGCUGUUCGGCCAACGGAGCUUUCCAAAUGUACAGAAAACUAUGCCAAUUUCAAUUUGGAUAUGGCUGGAUUGUCUCCAGUGGUGGAACGACCUCUAGCCUUCAAACAAGGACCUCGGCGAUUGUUUAUAGUGCGCCAUGGCGAAAGGAUCGACUUCACAUUUGGUACAUGGAUACCCUACUGCUUCGAUGAAACGGGAAAGUACGUUCGAAAGGAUUUAAAUAUGCCGUUGAGCGUUCCCAAGCGACAAGGAUCACCCGAAUCGUUCUACAAGGAUUGCCCACUAACCAUAUUGGGGGAAACGCAAGCCGGACUUUUAGGCCAAGCUUUGCGUGCGGUUGGCGGAUCCAACAGGAUUCAGCACGUCUACUGCUCGCCGUCUCUUCGCUCCUUACAGACUUGUCAAAAUAUUCUGAAAGGCCUCGAGAUUGAGCACUCUGUACCCAUUUGUUUGGAACCGGGAUUAUUCGAAUGGUUGGUUUGGUACCAAGAUUCCAUGCCUCAGUUUAUGACUCCAUCAGAGAUGCUCGAUGCCGGUUUCCGUCUGCGUGAGAAUCAUCAGUACUUUAUUGACUUUAGCGAGCUUUCCGAUCGGCGUGAGUCAGCCGAGCAGUACUAUAUGCGUUCACAUUACGUCACCCAAUGCGCUCUUCGCUGCACCGAGCAUAUCGGUGGAGACGUCCUUCUCAUUGGACAUGCCUCAACGCUGGAUGCAUGUUCGCGACAACUGGUGGGGGGAUUACCGCGAUCCGCCCAAGAGCUAUCCCGAAUCGUCCAUCGGAUCCCUUACUGCAGUUUGGCUGCCGUCCAACAGUGUCUUCCAGAAGAGUCUUCGCUCGAUGAUUCACCCGACGAGACGGGCAGUAAUAAAAUCAAAUGGAAGUUGAUUGAACCGCCUGUCCCUCCUAUGACUUAUUCCGCCAAUUUGCGUUUUGAUUGGCAAACUUUACUUCCUUAGCGGUGCGCCACCAUUGCAACCUAUAUAUUUAACAGAACAAUCAGAACUCAACGGGAACAGAAGAUUUGCAGUUUAUUGCGAGGUAGUAUGCAAACAUUCUUUCUUUAAUCGAGUUCAAAAGUGUAUUUUUUUUUUUCAAACAAAACCCAACGAAAUACUCUCCUUUUAACAUACCAAAUAGUACGCGAAUCUUUGUUAUUCAAAGUCGCGUUUUCAAGUUUUUUAUUGAAGAAAGAAACCCUUUUCUUUUUCUAAUGGGUUUGUUUUUCUUUGCUGCCUUUCUUGUUUGAUCUUGUUGGUACAGCAAAUGUCGACCUGUACGAAACAUAGAAGUGUAUGACACGGAAAUGUUGAAUCACCCGUCCUCUUUUUUAAGCUUUAAUUUACUCCUAAGUGCAAGGAAUGGAAUAAUACAUAUUGUAGAUUGUAA
This is a messenger RNA of Daphnia magna, 2749 nucleotides long. It is a transcript of the gene Epp, whose product is annotated as protein UBASH3A homolog. The transcript has 9 exons. The coding region runs from base 277 to 2319 and encodes 680 amino acids. Gene Ontology annotation, molecular function: protein binding. Lineage: Eukaryota; Metazoa; Arthropoda; Branchiopoda; Diplostraca; Daphniidae. The record is from RefSeq and is a predicted model, not a curated record.